AUGUAUGGCAUCCAACAACCUGUUUCACCAUUGUCAAUGCUCCAGAACAACAUGAAUUUACAGGGAAUGUAUCCAGGCAUGCACAAUAUCUCCCUUGCUCAAAUGAAUGGAAUGUACGCUCAGCAACAGCAACAACAGCAACAACAACAGCAACAACAAGCUGCUCAACCAGUUUCACCCCAAGUUGUAUCCUACUGCGCACCACCUUCAGCAAAUGUCAACCAACAGAAUGGACAACAAGGUGGCGUUGUUGGAAACCAACAGGCUUCAUAUUUGGAAUGGAAGACCCAACAGGUCGUCCUUUGGCUCACAGCAAUUGGCAUGCCAGAUUCAGUGUGUCAAGCAUUCGCCACCCAAGAGAUCAAUGGAAAGACUUUGGACCACAUCGAUCCAGCAGACUAUGCUGAACUUGGCUUGACUACAGUUGGAAGAAGGAGGAUGUUUGAAGCUGAGCGCAGCCAACUGGCCAGUCAAAAGAUUGAACAACUUAACCAGGCUGUCUCUGACUUUAAUCUCAGCAUUGAUAAAUAG
Molecule: messenger RNA, 531 nt
Organism: Acytostelium subglobosum LB1
Lineage: Eukaryota; Evosea; Eumycetozoa; Acytosteliales; Acytosteliaceae
Exons: 1
Coding region: 1-531 (176 amino acids)
Molecular function (GO): protein binding
Source: RefSeq, a predicted model, not a curated record